GUCCCAGGAUCUGCCGGGGUCAAGGUGUGGACCCCGGGAGAGGACUGAGGAGAGCCCAAUCCCCGGAACAAUGGGGGGCCCACAGAGUCCGGCCCACCCCUCCUACCAGCACCGAGGGGCCCAGGGCUGUGGCACAACCUACACCCGAGGUGCGCCCUCCAUUCCCCUUACAGGGGCUCCAGGAACCGGGAGGCGAAGGCCCAGGUCUGAGGCACGUGUCCUCAGGCCACAGAGCAGAGGAGGCCCAGGCAGCGCCAGGAGUCAAGGUCCGUGGUCCCCACCUGUCACCCCUGCCCAGACUCCCGUCGGCGGCCCGACCCCAGUCAUCAGGGCCCUGGUCGAGAUGAGCGAGCUGCGCCAGCCUGAGGCUGACCUUCAGGCCCCAGUCCAGGCCCAGGGCCCCGUGGAGGCGCAGGUGUUCGGGGCUGCGGGCGAGGAGGCCGCCUCCCCCUCGUCCUCCUCCUCCCCCGUCGCCCCCUCCUUCUCCGCCUAUGCCGAGUCCUUGCCCCAGGAGGCACUUACUGUGCUGAUGGCUGACCUGGUGGCGUUCCUGCUCCUCAAGUAUCGCACCAAGGAGCCGAUCUGCAAGGCGGAGAUGCUGAAUAUGGUCCUCGGCGACCAUCGGGACCACUUCCCCGUGGUCUUCAGCCAAGCUUGCGAGUGCAUGCAGCUGGUGUUUGGCGUGGACGUGAAGGAGGUGGACCCCCGCGAGUGCACCUACGUCCUGGUCCCCACCCUGGGCCUCACCUGUGAUGCAGUGCUGAGCGAUGGGCAGAGGCCCAAGGCCGGCCUCCUGGUGCUGAUUCUGGGCCAGAUCGCCCUGUACGGUGACCGCACCCCUGAGGAGGAUGUCUGGGAAUUGCUCAGCAUCAUGGAGGUGUAUGUAGGGGAGCAGCACUGCAUCUAUGGAGAGCCCAGGGAGCUCCUCACCGAAGUGUGGGUGCAGGAGGGCUACCUGGAGUACCGGCAGGUGCCCCACAGCGACCCCACCCGCUACGAGUUCCUGUGGGGUCCCCGGGCCUACGUGGAGACCAGCAAGUGGCAGGUCCUGGAGCAUCUGCUCAGGGUCAAUGGAUGGGAUCUCAGGUCCUUCCUAUCCCUGUGUGCAGAGGGUGUGAGCGAUGAGGAAGAGGGGGCCUGAGCCAGAGCAGCAGCCAGGCUCCUUCCAGGCCCAAGUUCACUGGUAGGAAGUGAGGUUGGUCCUUCACUCUGAGUUUGAAGAGAGAGCGGUCGAGUUUCCAAGUAGCGAGGGCCCCUGCGAGUGGGGGGAACAUGGUGUGUAGCAUCUUUGGGUUCCUGUUGUGUAUGUUGACAUGGAAUAUCAUCUGUUUUCUUUAGGAAUUUUUCAAAUGUUAUUCGUUUUAAUGGAAGACUAAACAAGCUACAGUGUCUAACUUUGUGAAUGACUUUGAUUAGAAUGUGUUUAUAAUUACCCAGUUUAAGUACAAGAGUUUUGCUGUUUUGUAAAAGAGAUUGGGAAAUCUCCCAUUCCAUUUUGUGACCCUGAGGCAGAUAACAUGGAAUUGGAAUCAGAACUGCUCUGGAAGUGUGAAAGUACUUAGCAGUAAUAUAGAUGGGGGAAGAAUUAGAAAAAUAAAAGUAAUCGUAGUGAGUUUUUGCUUCUUAUCC
Messenger RNA from Balaenoptera acutorostrata (minke whale), 1629 nucleotides. Its product is annotated as melanoma-associated antigen 10-like. The record is from RefSeq and is a predicted model, not a curated record. Gene Ontology annotation, biological process: negative regulation of transcription by RNA polymerase II. Gene Ontology annotation, cellular component: nucleus. The transcript is spliced from 2 exons. Lineage: Eukaryota; Metazoa; Chordata; Mammalia; Artiodactyla; Balaenopteridae. Bases 71 to 1141 code for a protein of 356 amino acids.